Gryllus bimaculatus (two-spotted cricket) is the source of this 417-nucleotide messenger RNA. NCBI's taxonomy places the organism in Eukaryota, Metazoa, Arthropoda, Insecta, Orthoptera, Gryllidae. The record is from the annotation of a GenBank genome assembly.
CACCCGCGGCCAUGGGGCGCCGGCGGCGGGCGUGUCUCGGCGGGGGCGGCGGCGGCGGCGCGGCGUGACAGCCUGUGCUCCACCACGUCGUCAUCGGGCGGCUCCCGCACGCCCCACAACGGCAGCGCCAGCGGCGGGCCCUCCGACGACGGCGACGACGACGACCUCACGCUCAACGAGAUGCUCGGCCGCUACGACGAGAGCUACGUCUACGAGAAGGAAACGGACAUCCUGAGCGACAGCGACCCCACGGAUUGCGACGAGGAGUACGGCGACGAGGAGGCGGCGGACGCGGACGACGACCCGGAGGCCCCCGGGCGCGCGGGUGGCGACGAGGAGGACGUGGACGACUUCGACUUCAUCGACACGGGCGCGUGCGCGGGCGCGGCGGACGGGCCCGGCGCGGGCGCGGGCGAC